UCUUUGGUAUUUUUGACAAAAAGGGUAAAUAAGCAGUAGCCUCUCUCAUCUUUAUCAUAAUCCAAGUUUUUGCUAUUUUAGAUGAAUAUUUUAAAAUGGAGUUUUACAAGAGAGGAAGAGUUGAUUGUUUGCAUAAUUUGUUGGUCUGGUUGGUAUCUUGAGAGUUUGGGAGGAGGAAGGAGAAAGAAAUCUGUUUCUUCUGUAGAAGGUGGAGGUGCCAAAACUCUCUUCAGGCUCCUCUUCUCCUUCUUCAUCCUCCCUAUUGGUUUGUUUAUGUUUUUAUAACAAUUAACAAUAAAUUAAUAGUUUUUCUAUUAAAAAAUUGUUUAUGGUUUUGGGUUCAAUGAAUCUUUUGUUUUUGGUGCCCAGAUCCGAUUCUUUCUAUCUUCCCACUGUCCUUGGAAAUCCCAAUGACACCAACUAGACCUUUUUCUUUAAAAAAUAUUCUUUUUAUUGAUUUUAAAUAAUAACUGGCACAUUCUUUACGCAUUAUCUCGGUUUUGUCUGCAAAGUUUGGAUUUUUGUAAAGGCUUUUCUUUCCUGUCAUCUGGGUUUUUGUGGGGUCCAAACCACUCUUGAUUCAACUUGGCAACUUCAUUCAGCUUCAAGUUCCCAAAAACAAUUGUUUUUUGUUUUUUCAUAAGUUGGUUAGGUAAUCUCUCAAUUCCUAUUGGUCAUCUACCUAUCCUCUCCUUCCAUUUAUACUCUCAGAAACAGCCACAACAGAUCAAAAAACAAAAAGGAAGCAAAAACACACCAAAAUAAUGCUUCUCUACUUUCUCAUCUCAUGUCUCUCUUUCUUUUUCUUGUCAAAAUCGUUAUCUCUUCCUCCAUGGGCAUCUGAAACCAAAUCCUUGCUCUCUUUCUACCUCUCCAAGAACCUCCUCUUCACCAACACUCUCCAUCCAACCAAACCCGACCCUGCCUCUCCUGCGCUAGAAGACCAUAUGUCGGUCCUUGACCUCCCUGACCUGGCUCUCGACCGCAUUCUCGACCUUCUUCCACCCUCUGGACUCUCUAGUAUGGCUAGGGUUUGUAGCUCCUUGAGGGAGAGGUGUGUGAGUGAUCAUCUGUGGGAGAAACACUUGGUGAGCAAAUGGGGCAAGAUCCUUGGCCCUUCUGCGUAUAGAGAGUGGAAAUGCUAUCUCUCUUCCUCCCGUCAUCUUGAUUCUUCUCCUCUUCACCAAACCGGUCAUCCUCUUGGGCUUGAUAAACUCAUCAUCGCUUGUCUUCGAUCUAUUUCCUCUGUUUUGAGAGAUGAUGAUAGUAAACAGAGGAAGGCUCUGCCAGUUGAUUCCACUAUGAGCUUCUAUAUCUCACUUGAAACUGGUCGUUUUUGGUUCCCAGCUCAAGUUUACAACCGUGAGAAUGGGCAUGUAGGGUUCAUGUUGUCAUGUUAUGAUGCAGAGCUUAGCUAUGACGCCCUCACUGAUACUUUUCAAGCGAGGUAUCCGCCACAGGGUAGAAGAGCAGGUUCGGUUGAAAAGGGUGUGACAUGGGAGAGGCUAAGAGCAGCUCCCCUUGAGGCUUCUCCUCAUCAUCUUCAUGUGUCAGAAGAGUCUCUAAACGAGUUGAAACCUGGAGAUCAUAUCGAGAUUCAGUGGAGAAGGAACAAAGAGUUCCCUUAUGGAUGGUGGUAUGGUACCGUUGGCCAUUUGGAAUCGUGUGAUGGGGAUCUCAACCAUUGUCAUUGCCAUCUUAGUGAGAUGGUGGUGUUGGAGUUCAACCAGUACACAGUGGGGUCGAGGUGGAGAAGAACAAUGAUCAACAAGAGAGAACAUAGAGAGGAAGGUAACGAGGAAGACGGGUUCUACGGAGGAAUCAGAAAGCUAAGUUGUAAAGAAGAGAUUGCAACGUGGACACGUCUCUGGCCAUCCUCCAUCUUGGAGUAGCAUGAAGAAGAAGAACAACCACAUUGCGAAACAACAUUUGCACGAAGCGUAGGACGUCAAGUUUAGAUGUGUAUUCUAUUGUAUCCAAUGUAUGAUUAACAAUUUGAUUAUAUUUAUUCGAGAAUAGAUUUUUUUUUU
Messenger RNA from Raphanus sativus (radish), 2030 nucleotides. RefSeq names its product F-box protein At2g32560. Gene Ontology annotation, molecular function: protein binding. The record is from RefSeq and is a predicted model, not a curated record. Lineage: Eukaryota; Viridiplantae; Streptophyta; Magnoliopsida; Brassicales; Brassicaceae. The transcript is spliced from 5 exons. Bases 765 to 1892 code for a protein of 375 amino acids.